AUGGAAGACUUGUACCAUGUUAGUUUCAGUACAGUUGAUGAAAAUUCUAGUUCAUUGAGUGAUAUAUUCUGGGGCACCGAGGAACUGAGUGAAGUAAACAAGGUAAAAUUUUCUAGAUCAGAAGAUCAUGGGGUGUCUCGGGGAGAAGACUACUCUAACUUUGAGUUCUUCCCAGAUUAUUCAUCAGAAGAAGGAUACCUUUUGUCCACUAAUCGAGAAAAGUAUCACCAGCAACAAUCAUACCAUGGUUAUGGGCAACUGGAUGAUAGCCUUCUCUUUGACACGGUCUCUCCACGACUCCAAUUUGAUGCACAAUAUCCAGCCAUGGUUCCAUUGCGUGACACAACAAAGUACAAGCCACGCUCAACCACCCCUUUAGCCUCACUUGAGAUCUUGAAGAACUAUGGCAAGGGCUUCAAGAGGUUAUCCAAUGAAGGCAAAUCCCAGCAGCCAGUAGUUGAUGUGGCUGUGGCCACAAAUGAAGUUGUUUCGGGAAAGCUUUCAACUGAAGAUGUCAUGAGGAUAGCAGGAACAAGGUUCAUCCAAUCAUCAUCUUCAGAGUCAGAACCUUUGCCUUUCUUGGAAACUCAUCCUCAUGGUUCUUUUUUCUCUGGACUCUCUGAUGAGGAGAAAGAGGAUGUGGCACUUGCUGAGUCCCUCUUGGCUUCUGCUGAGAAAGUUGGUCAUCAACAAUUUGAACGUGGAAGCAAGUUGCUAAGUCAUUGCGAAUCAUUGUCAAGCAAAACUGGGAGCCCCGUUAAGAGAAUUGUUCAUUGUUUUGCUGAAGCACUUCGCCACAGGAUAGAUAAAGAAACGGGAAGAGGUUCAUCCAAGGAUUUGCAAAAGGGUCAGUCAUUUGAUCCUGAAGAGGCAGCCAAGGAACUAAGCCCCACUAUUGUUGCAUUUUAUGAAGAGCUUCCCUUUUGUCAAAUUUCAGUGUUCACUGCAGUUCAAGCUAUAAUAGAAGACGUAGCUGAAGUAAAGAAGAUUCAUGUUAUUGAUCUUGAAAUAAGAAAGGGGGGCCAAUGGACUAUCUUAAUGCAAGCUCUUCAGUCAAGACAUGGAUGUCCAAUCGAGCUUCUAAAGAUAACCGCUAUUGAAAGUGGAACCUCAAGACACAUAGUAGAGGACACUGGUAAGAGAUUGAAGGAUUUUGCUCAAGGUUUGAACAUUCCCUUCUCUUUCAACAUUAUUAUGGUAUCAGACCUAUUACAUCUCAGAGAAGCUCUUUUCGACAUUGACCCUGAGGAAACAAUUGCUGUUUAUUCUGAGUUUGCACUUAGAUCAAAGAUUCAACAAUCGGACCGGCUUGAAACCAUCAUGAGAGUGAUUAGAACCUUGAAUCCUAAUGUGAUGGUGGUAGCUGAAAUUGAGGCAAACCACAACUCAAUAUCUUUUGUAAACCGUUUCAUUGAGGCUCUUUUCUUCUUCAGUGCAUUCUUUGAUUGUCUUGAGGCUUGCAUGAAGGGGAAUGAGAUGAACCGAAUGAUUAUAGAAUCAAUAUACUUCAGUCAUGGUAUCAGGAACAUUGUGGCCACAGAAGGAGCAGAAAGAAAGACUAGGAAUGUGAAGAUUGAUGUGUGGAGGGCCUUCUUCUCCCGCUUUGGAAUGGUGGAGAAAGAACUGAGCACUUUGUCUUUAUACCAAGCACAAUUAAUGAGUAAGAGAUUUCCUUGUGGAAGUUUUUGCACAUUUGAUAAGAAUGGGCAGUGCCUUCUUGUUGGGUGGAAAGGAACACCAAUUAUUUCUGUUUCUGUCUGGAAAUUCCUUUGA
This is a messenger RNA of Sphenostylis stenocarpa, 1773 nucleotides long. Lineage: Eukaryota; Viridiplantae; Streptophyta; Magnoliopsida; Fabales; Fabaceae. The record is from the annotation of a GenBank genome assembly.